GAGUGCGCCUCUGAAAUAUGCACUGUGAUAAGCGUGAGGCAAGCUGCUGAGAGGAAACAGGGUUCCGUUCUUUUCAGUGUUCCACGAUACGGUGAUACCAGGGAUACUUGUGGUUGUCCUACAUAAUGCUUUCAAGAUUGAAGACUAAUAUAAUGCAGUUCAAAUGGAAAGCUCCGUUUCAAAGUCAUGAUGAAAGCGCCGAGGUCAUGGAAAUGCUUACAGAAGUGACAGAAGACGUCCCGACUGCGAAAAAACGAUGGUUAAACGAGAAAGCCCAGAAGCAACUCCUAGAAACUCUUCGGAACGAUGAUUUUGAAGCAUUCACUCGUCUUUUGAAGAAAGAUGUAAAUGUUGACCACGUAUAUGAAAAUCAGCACACCCUUCUGAUAGAAGCAUGUGGCAAGGAAGAACGUGGGAAAGAAGCACGUGGGAAAGAAGAACAUGGGAAAGGACCAGAGAAAUACGUAAAAGCGUUGCUAGCUGCUAAUGCCGAUCCCAAUUUACGUGACAACGAGGGACGAACUGCCCUGCAUUGGGCAGCUGCUGAGAGUAACGACAAGUGUAUGCAGCUUCUUCUCGAAGAUUCACGCACAAACGCCAACGUACGCAGCUAUCUGGAGUACACUCCCCUGCACUGUGCAACGUUGGCUUUCUGGGACAGCGCACAUGCAGGCUCGCACGCGCGGUGCAUCCAGAUGCUCAUGGAGCGGAGAGAUCUGGAAGUGAACCGUCCUGACAAGUUUGGCGACCCUGCCAUAUGGAACGCACUACAACACCCAGAAGCUGAUGCUGCGCAAAUUCUCAAGGUGAUCCUGAAGUGUAAACAUAGUCGCCUGAACGUUGAUGUGUGGCAUGUGAGAAACGGCAGCACAAUUCGAAAAGUGAUAGAGACGAAGUUCCCGAAGCUCAAGGAUUUAUUACCGCGACUGUCAGAAUGCGAAACAGGAUCGGGUCGGAUUAUGCAAAUGCUGCUGCAACCAAAUCCGAAUCUUGAAGAGUUUAGCUCCGCUUUACCUGAGGAUAUUGACAAACGGUUCGAGGACCCAUAUUACUGCACUCCUUUGGAGCUUGCAUGUCGCAGAAAAGACUUACAAGGAUUUGUUAAAGUUUUGCUUGAUGCCAAAGCAAAUCCUGAACAAUCCACCGAAAUAUAUGACUUUCCGGUCCUGCAUCAAGCAAUGGCUAACGGCAACUUCGAUGCGUUAAAAACAAUGAUAUCCUAUAACGUGGAUUUUGGCAUAAAGACCUCAAGUCAACAUACUGAGGAGGAGCUGGAGAUGGAGAAGUGCGUGAACCUGGUGCUGGGGCGCGAGGACGACAAAAGCAGUGGCGGCGGGCAGCGGGACGAGGCGGCGGUGGCGGUGGCGGCGGCGGCGGACGCCCGCCCGCUGGUGGACGUGCACGCGCGGGACGGGGACGGCGACACGGCUCUGCACGACGCGGCGCAGUACGGCCAGCAGCACGUGGCGCUGCCCCUGCUGCGCAGCGGCGCCAACGUGCUGCUGCGCAACGACGACCAGCGCACGCCGCUCGACCUGCUCGACCCCGCCACGCUGCGCGUCUUCCUCGACGAGCACGUGCGGGGCAGCGGCCGGCCGCGCAGCGACGACUACCAGAUAACAAUGCGAUACAAGUUUUUGGUGUCUCAAGAUAAGAACAUCCCAGAAAUAGAAACCGCAUAUCACAUUAGUCGCUCGCGUCAUCUGCAGGAAGAUAUUGUCGAAAAUGCUAUUGCAAUUCUUUCAGAUAAAAAUCAAGCGACUGACAUGGAUCUGGUGAUGAACCUUCUAAAUACUUUAACAGAAGAAAUAGGAAAAUGUCAAAAGGGGAGGGAGGAAAGAAAAUGA
Gryllus bimaculatus (two-spotted cricket) is the source of this 1847-nucleotide messenger RNA. The record is from the annotation of a GenBank genome assembly. NCBI's taxonomy places the organism in Eukaryota, Metazoa, Arthropoda, Insecta, Orthoptera, Gryllidae.